UUAGAGUGAAAGAACCAACAAAUCAACAAUAAACCUUUUUACAAAGGCAGAGCAGCAAAAGUAAGUGAGUGAGUGCGCGAAGAGAGAGAAAAUGGCACUAGCAAGCAGAGUAGCGAGGGAGAAGGUAGCAACAGCCCUUCAAUGGCGGCUUCCUUCAAAUCUUCUUCAAACCUUCAAUUUCAGCACCGAAUCAUCUUCUGCAACUGCAACUGCUACUACCACUACAAGUGAAGCAUCGAAGAACACCAAAAGAAGGAAGAAUAAGAAUCUCUUCGAAGUUGCGCAGUUCUUGCCCAACUGGGGUCUUGGCUAUCACAUGGCCAAAACCCAUUGGACCAAUGUUUCGUAUGAAAUCACCAAGAUUAAUCUUUACAAGGAUGGUAGGCACGGGAAGGCUUGGGGGCUUGCUUAUAAAGAUGGCAUUCCAGCUCCUGCUCCAAAGAAAAUUAGUGGAGUUCACAAGCGCUGUUGGAAAUAUAUUUCCAAUCCUCUUAAAGUAGAGGCCGAGCCAAAGCCUGAAGCUGAGGCAGCUUAACUGAGGCUACAUGCAUCACUUACAUAAUUGCCUAUCAUUUGUGGUUGUUUGUCUCACUUCAGUAGGCCCUUGUAUGGCUGUCAUUUGUUUGUGAGCUGUGACUGAAGAAUUUUAUAUGAUGCUUGCUUCAUCACUAUCAUAGACAGAAUUUAUGUAGGAAUCACAUAGAGGUCUUGACGCAAGAUGAUGUCAAGCAUUUUGCCAAGUUCUGUUUUGUGGCAUAGAUGCCAAUAUUUUCUUUUCCAGUUAGAAAUACCUAAAAUAAUUAUUCAUUUCCUUUUAUCUGGUUGGCUAUUCUUUGUGUCAGCAUAUUUAUCUUCACUAGAAAAGGAGAAGCUCAAUGUAUAACUAGCAAUGAGCCUCUGUGAGACUCUACCAUUGACACAACUUUUCAAAUUGAAGCCAUUUUUGAAAUUUACUAAA
This is a messenger RNA of Chenopodium quinoa (quinoa), 958 nucleotides long. RefSeq lists its product as uncharacterized. The record is from RefSeq and is a predicted model, not a curated record. Gene Ontology annotation, cellular component: mitochondrion. NCBI's taxonomy places the organism in Eukaryota, Viridiplantae, Streptophyta, Magnoliopsida, Caryophyllales, Amaranthaceae. Gene Ontology annotation, molecular function: structural constituent of ribosome. The transcript has 3 exons. The coding region runs from base 92 to 535 and encodes 147 amino acids.